Anopheles maculipalpis is the source of this 1221-nucleotide messenger RNA. RefSeq lists its product as uncharacterized. Lineage: Eukaryota; Metazoa; Arthropoda; Insecta; Diptera; Culicidae. The transcript has 2 exons. The record is from RefSeq and is a predicted model, not a curated record. Gene Ontology annotation, biological process: regulation of transcription by RNA polymerase II. Gene Ontology annotation, molecular function: zinc ion binding; DNA-binding transcription factor activity, RNA polymerase II-specific; RNA polymerase II transcription regulatory region sequence-specific DNA binding. Bases 1 to 1221 code for a protein of 406 amino acids. Gene Ontology annotation, cellular component: nucleus.
AUGAAUAUCGUAACGCUUCCCUGUCAUGAUGCUACCAAAUUCUGUCGCUUCUGCAUGUCGGAAAUCAAUCUGCUGAACGUGAUCGGUUCUAGUCCGGCCGACCAGGAGGCUCACAGUGAAGUGCUAAUGCUUGCAAAAACCUAUCUGAAGGUGGAGCUUCAGCCGGACAAGGAUUUCCCGAGCGCGGUAUGCGAGAUGUGCAUCACCCUGCUGUACGAUUUCGACAAGCUGUACAACCAUGCACGGGACUACAGCUACGCACUGCGGAUACUGCUGGAAGGCCAGCGAAAGAUGGUGAAUGAUAUUGAAUCGGAAAUUCCCGUCAACACGAUAGAAUCGACGCUGGACGUGUUUGAUACUUCGCCAUUUUUGUUCAACGAUAUCGAUAGCAGUGCGUACGAGGGAGAGGAGCUACUCGUAUCGAAUGUGAUUGGCGAUCAGAUCGUACUGGAAGAUGUGCCAGUGAGGGAGGAUAGCGAACAGCAAGAGGCACAAAUUGAUGUGUAUCAUGUCGAUGGUCAGCUGCAGCAUAUCGUCAUGGAGGGUGGAACAUUAAUCGAAGUGAAGACGGAAGAAGCACCGAAACCCCCUGUCAAUCUUUUAAACGUCUCCCUAUCCAAAGCCGCUGCUACCUAUUCGUCGGUUAGAAAACGUUCCGCAGCACCAUCCAAUUCUCAGUUACCGGCUGUGCUACCGAAGAAACCUGUGCCAAUGAAACUUCCCACUGUCCUGAUGAACACUCCAACCCGAACGCUCAAUAAGGAAGCUAGCGGCACGACGAAAAAACCUACCACUGCUCAUCUUCCCGGACAACUGCAGCAGCAGCAGCAGCAGCAGCAGCAGCACAAGCAAGGUGGCGUUGCUUCGAAGCAGCUGUACCGUUGCAACCAGUGUUCGAAUCUCUUUGUGGAGCUUUCCAACUAUUACAGUCACAUCUGCCAGAUGCGGCAUACGGAGGGCAGCUUACAUAAUAACAGCGCGUCGAGACCAUCGGCAGUAAUGGGCGACAGUCAGCGGGUGCAGUGUAAGCUGUGCAACAUGUCCUACCGUACCAAGCUACAGUAUCAGAAGCACGAGUACGAGGUGCACGGUAUUAGGAAUGAAAACUUUGGCAUCAAGUGUACCAUUUGUCAGAAACUGUUUUCCCAACGGCAGGACUACCAGCUACACAUGCGAGCGAUACAUCCGUUGCAGAGUGUAAGUUUAGUGAAGAUACAUUAA